AUGACAACGUCUAUCAUUUCGGGAAGCAAAAUGUCUUCGUUUACUACUUGUCUUCUUUUCUUCGUGUUCGUUGGAAUAGUAAGGACUCAAGAUUUUACGUUUCCUUCUGACGACGGUUAUUAUAAUUCAUAUCCAACUUGGAGAAAUAAUAACGGACACGUUUCGGCUGAGUCCAGUGCAAAUGUAGAUCAUUACGGACAUACCGAUGCUAAGUCAAAUGCAAAUACUCAGGGCAAUGAUGGAUGGGCAGAUUCUUGGUCUAAUGCAGAGAACAACCCUCAUGGUGGAUCUGCGGAAGCUGGAUCAAAGUCAGGUACUGGUAAUCGAUAUGAUAAUUCAGGAUCUGAGGCAAGCGCUAAAACGUAUGUCGAUGAAUAUGGUAAUGCUCAUGCAAAAUCAGAGAGCCAUGCUCAUAGUGGUUCUGGAGGUAGCAGCGCAGCUUCAGCUAGCGCAGCAGCAGGAAUAAAUAAAUUUGGACAACCGGUAGUCGCUACUGGUACUGCAGGCUCUUCUGCUGGACCGAAUGGUCUGAGCAGCGCUAUGUCAGCAGCUACUGCUAUUGGAGGAAACAAUCAUCCGAAUAACCAAGGAUAUUACAACUAUCCGCGAAACAUUAUGCCUUAUCCGUGGCGUCAUAAUCAAUAUUCUUUCGGCUACAGAAGCGGAGUCGAUGAUGCUGAUGAUGAUGCUAAUGAUGACAGCAAAGCUCAACCUCAACCUAAACUAUAUCACUAG
Cotesia congregata is the source of this 735-nucleotide messenger RNA. NCBI's taxonomy places the organism in Eukaryota, Metazoa, Arthropoda, Insecta, Hymenoptera, Braconidae. The record is from the annotation of a GenBank genome assembly.